GGGCAUCCAUUAGCCGAGACACCAGCACUCGUACUUGUAUCGCCGGCCGCACACUCCCAGCUGAAGCCCAACUCAGUCCUGCCGAGCACACAGCGCGAGUCCAGUCGAUGGCAGCGUUUUGGCCACACACAAUGCAUAACCCAGUUCAUCGGCGUGGCUAUCGGCAUUUCUGUAACCUUUCCAAUGUUUUUUCUCUUCGACCUCGUGGCGUGCGCGUAUUUUCAGCUCGAUAAACUUGUAAACACACACACUGAGAAAUGGCGAUUACAUGGGAGCGCCUUUGACAAGCCACUCGUGUGUGUGCUGUGGCAUGUGAUCAGGUGGUGAUGGGGUGCUUGUUGGAAAGGUGCGAAGAUCUGUUUGUGGCCAGAUCACAGUCAUGUUCACUGCGGGUAAAUGCAGUAACCUCGGAAACAUCACUUCCGACGUCGUCGACGGUCGGUCGUCCUUUCAAGGCUUUUGUUUUGAUGCAGGGUUGCACUAACUGACAGUACUGCACUGCUCCGCUGAUCAGUGAUAGAUGGCAUUUGCAGAACGUCGUUUUUUUGCAGUAUUUCUAGUUUUCAAGCUCGUCUUCAUUACUACAUUAGCAAUCUCAGGGAGCGUGCUAUAGCAGCAGGGCUUGCAGUUAUACAAACGAUUUGAACGUUGAGAUUCCUGCGCUAAGCUCUCGUACUUGUCGCGGCGGUGAACAACUGACAGUCCUCUGGUGCUCCGCGUUCCCAUUGGAAAAUGUAGCAGAAUAAGAAGGUGGUGGUGACGUCUCCAAACUCAAUACUAACGAUGGACAACAGUACUGCCGGCGAUUUUAAUUCAACAAUCACAGCCGCACGAAUAGACUCCGACUGGGAGCUGUCCACGGUGGAGUGGGUGGUGUUCAUAGCAUGCCUGUGCAGCGUGCUGCUACUCGCAAUGUUCAUCGCCCUGGUCGGACGCUACCGCAAUCAGCGGGACGACGACGAUGACUGGCGCGAGGUCCCCGUGGCACGCAGAGCAUCCAAGAAAGCGAGCACGUCAUCAGCGGGUGGUGUGCGGACAAUAGUCGGCGGGUCCACGUCGUCACAGCCGCAGGCCGUCAUAGCGGAGAGUCCGAAUCCACACAUCGGAUCGCAGUCCAGCAUCUCCCCGAUCGUUGUGCCGCACGAGCACGCCCGCGCCGUGCCAGCCGUGCGGCCCGGCGCCGCAAGCCUCUCGUCAUCCGUUCCGGCGAUCAACGUCACGACGCCUCCUGCCACGGCGUAUCACCUGACUGCCGAUCAGGCGCGGCGAGAACGAAACCGUCCCUCCUUGCCCUGGGAGAGCAACUCGAAUCGAACGAGCAGCGGCGACAGGGCGCCCACGCCAAUCAUCUGGGGUGAUCAGCAGCCGCCACCCGUCGUGUCUGAGCAGCGGGAUCCCGUGUACGGCUACAGUCACUUGCACGGCGCAGGAAAUCCAAACGCAGCGCAGCAGCGUGCUGCCAUGCCCGCAACUGCCGAGGUCAACGGCGAGUACGACGAUGUGCUGGCAGCUCAGGCGCGCUCGCAUCGCGUCACCACGCCGCGGCAGAGUCACCACUAUGACAAUGUGGCAGCGUAACUAACGUUAGCGUCCUACGAAUAGUCUUCCAGUCUUACAAACAGGUCACCAGUACCAUCCAUAGUGGCAAUAUGCCCACUGCGCAAAUAUGAAUUGCACGAGUAGUGCAUGUGAGUGCGCUGGGGUCAGGAAUUCACUGUUCAACACCCCCAGACGAUCAUGGCCAGAUGGCUGUGUGUGGGGUGUUUAUGGUACAAAUCACAUCAUUGUGUGUGUAUGAGUGUGCAUGUGUGUGUGUGUGUGUGUGUACAUGUGUGUGCAUGUGUGUGCGCACGUUUACACAGACGUGUGCAUGCGUGUAUGCAUGUGGACUUGAGAUGAUCGGUUUACCGGCUAACCUAAUGUUAUUAUGCUGUUCUUCUGCGUAAACUGUUAAUGGUGUGGGCUCAGCACAGAAAGUAUUCUCUCCAGCUCUCCACUGAUUUUUGCCAUUUUUCCGUUAUUGUUGUCGGAUUUACUAAGAGCUCCCCAGAUCCCCUGCAGCGUUUUCCUUCCACGUGUGAACAGUUCCAUUCCCCGAGCAGGCUCUCAGCUGAACAAAAUGAAUGACAUGAUUGUUGAUUUACAAGUAAAUAUCAAAUGCACCUUUCAGUGCUUGUGCUGACAGUAAAACUUCAAUAAUUAUCCCAUUUUUUUUAAAUAAAUUUCUUAUCAGUGAUCCUGUGACCACAAUUUGAGUACAUGUUUCUCGUCGCAUUCUAUCCGAUUCUACUGUGAUGGAUUUCUACAAUUUUGAUAGGCUUGUGAUAUUUUAUCUUGCAAUAAUAUUCUAAAUAGAUGCUUUAAAAAUAUCAUGUACACUCACGCUACGUUGAUAAUGCUGUGCAUGCUGUUGUUGCAGCCAGACUGUUGAACAUGUUGUCAAGAUUCAAAGAACCAAUUUUAUGGAUAUGUACAGCUGA
This is a messenger RNA of Sycon ciliatum, 2480 nucleotides long. RefSeq lists its product as uncharacterized. The coding region runs from base 784 to 1578 and encodes 264 amino acids. The transcript has 3 exons. The record is from RefSeq and is a predicted model, not a curated record. Lineage: Eukaryota; Metazoa; Porifera; Calcarea; Leucosolenida; Sycettidae.